GGGUACCAACGGCUGAGAGUGAGUGCUUCAUGUACUUUGAUGCAUUCAGGUGACGGCAGUGUACUCUGCAGGUGGUGCGUUCAAAAACAAAGCUGCGUCCAUUAAGCGAAAAACACUGGAAAGCGCAUCCUCCAUUAGUGAAAAGACCUUACGUCAAUUCUGAACUAUGGAGCGCUCAAAACAGUGUCACGAUAAUGAAGCGGACAGUAAACCGACUACGAACGAAAGUUAUAUUAAUGGACACUUGGUAAAAAAAGACAACCAGAUCUUGGUAGGCCUUGCUCAAGGGACGGGGACGGCCGGUGAGCCGAGUUCGCACACAGGGUCCUCGGUGGUAGAGGGCUGGAAGCAUGAGCGCACCCGAAGUAUGGAAGACAACGAGAUCAACUUGCCUUGUCUUGCGGCUGCCUACACCACUAUUCUCCGGGGGCUCGGGGAGGACCCGCAAAGACAGGGACUUCUAAAAACUCCGUGGAGAGCCGCUACUGCCAUGCAGUUUUUCACCAAGGGCUACCAGGAGAAAAUCAUAGACGUGCUGAAUGAUGCAAUCUUUGACGAGGACCACGACGAGAUGGUGAUCGUAAAGGACAUUGACAUGUUCUCCAUGUGCGAGCACCACCUGGUGCCCAUCUUUGGAAGGGUCCAUAUAGGCUACCUCCCCAAUAAGAGGGUGCUGGGCCUCAGCAAGCUGGCCAGGAUUGUUGAAAUCUACAGCCGUCGACUGCAAGUUCAAGAGCGGUUGACCAAACAAAUUGCUGUGGCGAUCACUGAAGCUCUGCAGCCUGCCGGGGUGGGCGUCGUCAUUGAGGCAACUCACAUGUGCAUGGUGAUGAGGGGGGUGCAGAAGAUGAACAGCAAGACUGUGACCAGCACCAUGCUGGGGGUGUUCCGGGAGGACCCCAAGACACGGGACGAGUUCCUCACCCUCAUCAGGAGCUGAGAGGGACGACCGGCCCACAAACCUGCUGCACAGCCCAACUCGGAUCCACUCUCCCUGUCGCCUGGUUGGAGCAGCAGCCGGCACACAGCAAUUUCUGUACAAAGCCUAGAGUCCGGGCUUGGUGGGUGUGUGCGUUGUGUGUGUGUGUGUUUUAUUCCUCCACCCCCUUCCAAAUCAUCACAUGGUCACAUGACAUAGCCGUGUAUGUAUUACUUAAUGCUGUCUGCCAGGUGGCAGGCUUAACCUAAAAAACACUAAUCAUUGAGCCAGUGUUUUUAUGGUUGCUUAAUUUUGUCCUUUAUUUUUUUAUUUACUUUUAAUAAGAUUGAACUACCAAUUACAGUAAAGAUACUUACACCUACAUAGGAACAUCCUAAUAUUAAAAACAAUUGAUCAAUCUUGUUUUUUACUUUUAUCCUGAUAUAUUUUUGCAAUAUAUUUUUAUCCAUGUAAACUAGGACCAUAGGGUUUUAAUUCCAAAACUGACAUAUCUGUAAAGCGGAAGCAUUAUAGAUUCCGCGAUAUAAAUUAAGGUAAUUUUGCAUUUGAGCCGACAUACACUGAGUGUAAAAAAACAACUUUAAGAACUGCUUUUUCCAUGACAGACUGACCCGGUGAAUCCAGUUAAGAUAUGAUCCCUUAUCGAUGUCACUUGUUAAAUCUACAUCAAUCAGAUGAAGGGAAGAAGACCGGAUAAAUAAUUAUUUUUAAGCCUCGAGACAAUUGAGAAUGUGUGCCAUUCAGACAUUGAAUGGGCAAGACAAGAUUUAAGUGCCUUUGAACAGGGUAUGGCAGUAGGUGAAGUAGAUGAAGGGAAGAAGACCGGAUAAAUAAUUAUUUUUAAGCCUCGAGACAAUUGAGAAUGUGUGCCAUUCAGACAUUGAAUGGGCAAGACAAGAUUUAAGUGCCUUUGAACAGGGUAUGGCAGUAGGUGCCAGGCACACCGGUUUUGUUGUGUCAAGAACGCUGCUGGACUUUUCACGCUCGACAGUUCCAAGAAUGGUCCACCACCCAAAGGACAUCCAGACAACUUGACACAACUGUGGGAAGCAUUGGAGUCAACAUGGGCCAGCAUCCCUGUGGAACGCUUUCGACACCUUGUAGAGUCCAUGCCCUGACAAAUUAAGGCUGUUCUGAGGGAGUUCUGCGUGUGCUCACUGCUCAUUGAUUGUCUGUAUUGUAAUUGUUUUUAAAAACCUGCCCAGGGACUGCAGUUGAAAAUUAGCCAGUUGGCUAAAACCGGCACUUUUACAGAAACAUUGAUCAAUGUGCACUGUCCCAUAAAAAUAAACUCAAACUCAAUAGGAAGGUGUUCUUAAUGUUUUUUACACUCAUUGUAUGCAGCGUUUACCGUGAAUGUUGUCUCCGCUAAAGCAGGAACAUUGUCUUUAAAUGUCAAUUUAUGGAUUACUAUAAUCAUAUGUAUUUAACCUUGCCUUAUGCCAAACCUAUUCAAGUGUGGUAAGUGCCCUUUUCACAUGGCAUCAUAUUCCCGCUCAAGCCAAAUGCUUCAAACCCAUUCGUCAAACAAUUAUCACUUAGGUCUAUCUGUCAGCCUAUCAGAAGGACCAGUCCCGGUCUACUGUACUUGUCAUUAACUAAUACACAAAGGGGGAGCAACAUACACUCAUACAAAUUUGGUAGCUACUGCUCCAGGUACUGUAUACUGCACCCUUCAACUUCAGGAAACCAACAAUGAUGGGUUAAUGAACAUGUUAACUGGAGUUCAAAUUAUGUGAUGUAAUGUUGCUGUUAGUUUUGAUUGUUGUAUUUGUCUGUGACCAAAGUUUCCAAAGGUGCAGUUACAAUGACUAGAUGGUAACUGGAUAGUGCAAUGAAGGAUGAUUUAGAUGGCACCAAACGGUGUCCAUAAUAGGACAAGCCCGGUCAGGAGGAGUUGUCAGAGGCUGGCCUAAUAUGGACACUGUACAUUAUUCGCCAAUAGUCACACUAUUGUAGGUAUCACAAUAGCGCAAAAGGUACAGAUUGACAAAUGUGGCUCUCUCUGUAUCCCCCAAGUGUGCAUUUCAGAAUUCAGUCUCUAUUGGGCAUCACUAGCUUCGUAUCUGUAAGUCGUGUAGGUCUGUGUGCGUUUUUAAUUUUGUGUGUAAUCUACAAGUGUAUUUUCUAAAAUUGUUGAGGGCCAGCCUAGUAUAUAUUCCGCUGACCUCUAUCUUGAGAAGCCUUACUUUUUUUUUGGAGGAGAAUUCACUUCCACCCGAUGAAUUCGAAGAGACUAGAGGUAGGAGUCUCACCUCUUGGUAAAGGAACACAUCACCUCUGUUAACCUUCUAAUGUCAACUCUGAAUAUAUCUAUGUAUGUCAGUGUAUAAAUGUUGCAGAUUUCUAUUAGACUUUUUAAAUGUCAAAAUAUGCUGCACUUGAGUACAGUACAAUUCUCUUUGCAAUGUCACGUAUACUGUAUGUUGCAUUUGCAUAUCUGUGAGUGCAUUCUCUAAUAUUAGGCUCUUCUCUCUUCAGCAGGGAUAUUAAAAUAUAGUAACAUUUGAAAAAUGUUCAGUAGCUAGGUUUCCAUCCAAUUGGCGAAAUAUUUUUAUGUGAAUAUUCAAAAAUCACAGCAGAGAUGUUUCCAAGAAAUUGACUUGUAGAUAAAAUAAAAGCUGUGCGUGAUGACCGUGCACAUGAAAAUAACUUUGGCGUUUAAAUUCCCAUGUACCAUUGCAUUUGUAACUCUCUACUGAUGGGUUUUGUCACAAACUGUUGCGUUAAUAACCAAUAUGCGCCAUCUGGUUUUGGCGCAUGCUCCAGUGAUGCUAGAUUUAGCAACUUUCCAGACUACCCUGGCAACUUUAUUUUCCAACCAGCACUUAACAACACAUUUAGCUACUUUUAAAAAUGUAUGUGGAACUUUUAGCAACUUUUGAAAAGUGACUCAAACGCUAAAAUGCACGCAUUUUCCCUCUAAAUGACACAAAAACGAUUUUCUCUGUUACACGCUCAGGCAGCAGCAGCAAUUUCAGCAAAUUGCAAAUCAUUGUUAGCCGACUGCAGCAGCAGUUGUACGGGGUAGACGAGCCAAACCCAAUUAAUAUAGUUGGUCACGAAUGUUUGAUCUUGAACAGAACUUACAUCAAUCAAAAUUGUACAGCCAUAAGUACAGAAAAUAGUCGGAGUCUGUAACUGAACAAAUCAUAUUUUUUUGCCGAGAUGGCCAGUCAAUUUGAGUAACGUUAUUGCGUAUUCUACGUAAUGACGCAGUUUUACGUUUUCACGCAAUGACUACACAACGCAAUUUAGCAACAAAUCAACCUGCCUCUAGCAAUUUACCCUGAAAUUUAGUUGCCAACACUGGCAUGCUCUCUGGUCUAGAAGAGUUCGCUGACAACGUGGACAGGGUAGGUUAUAUGAUGCAAUAGCAUUUUUAUUUGUUAAUUGGCAGACACGUUUUGUUCAUGUAGCCAGCAUUCAAAUAAAACUCUUGAUGGGCAUGUGCAUGAAGCUCAUCAUUGUCCAUCCCAUCACAACUGUCAUGAAAGUUCAUCAAAACGAUUUCAUCUGCCUAUAAACUCAAAUGUUUUUCCAUGUCGCAGUACACCAGAUGUCAUCGCAUGUCUCAAGUUUACUUCGAUAUGGUUUUAAAAAAUAAAUAUUUGCACAUAAAGGCUUUCCACCGCAUUCGUCGCAUAAUA
This is a messenger RNA of Oncorhynchus mykiss (rainbow trout), 4590 nucleotides long. RefSeq names its product GTP cyclohydrolase 1. The record is from RefSeq and is a predicted model, not a curated record. NCBI's taxonomy places the organism in Eukaryota, Metazoa, Chordata, Actinopteri, Salmoniformes, Salmonidae. Gene Ontology annotation, molecular function: GTP cyclohydrolase I activity; GTP binding; zinc ion binding. Gene Ontology annotation, biological process: tetrahydrofolate biosynthetic process; tetrahydrobiopterin biosynthetic process. Gene Ontology annotation, cellular component: cytoplasm.